Guillardia theta CCMP2712 is the source of this 972-nucleotide messenger RNA. RefSeq lists its product as hypothetical. Bases 1 to 972 code for a protein of 323 amino acids. The record is from RefSeq and is a predicted model, not a curated record. Lineage: Eukaryota; Cryptophyceae; Pyrenomonadales; Geminigeraceae. The transcript has 2 exons.
AUGCAAGUGGGACUUAUGGAGGGGAUGAAGGACGGAGACUUUCAGCGCCAGAGCGAUCUCAGGUCGAGGAAGGAGGGGGUGAAAGAUUCUCUAGCUCGAACCAAGGUUCUCAAGUGGUUGAUCGAGAGAGAUUCUGCUGCUAGCCGAAGUGAAGAUUUUUCAGAUCGUCACCUAUCAAGUCGGAAGAAAGCACAGAAACAGCGGCGAAGUAUGAAAGUAGAGCUGGAAAAGAAGCUCUCGCAUCUAGAAGAAGAGCUGCAACAAACAAAAGCUGCGCUCAAAGAAGCAAAAGACAACGAGCAAGACCUCACCGCAAAACUGAGGACACUACAAAGUCAGGUGCAGAGUCUCAACAGCUCGGAAAUUUUCGUCGACGAUAAGAUUGAAAGUGCAAGGAGCAGAGUAUUCGAGCUCAAGGCAAGGAUGGAGUCCCUGGGGAGGGACAUUCAGGUCAGAUCGAACGCGCGAGAUCGCCUUGCAAGUGCAGUCAAGCAGAGCAACGAGAGUUUGGAGCAAACGAGACAACUGCUCGCGCUCGAGAGACAAAUUCAUUCAAUCAUUGUACAGGGUGAGAAGACUGAGAUAACAACGUCGACAUCACUUCCAGACCUUCGACCAUCCUCUGAGACCUCACACGAGCAUCGGAAGACUGACGUGACAAACUGCCAGCUGCAUGUGCAGCAGCCACCUGCACAAGGGCAGGACUUGUCUGCAUCCUCGUGUGAGGCUACGGCAGAAGAGCUGCAGACGUGCCAGGAGAUUCGAGCUCUAAAACAACUCAAAGUCAAGUACCGAUCGCAGAUCGCUGGUGUGAAGGAGACGGUGGAGAGGUUGAGACACGAGAAGCACUCGCUGCAACAGAAUCGCUUCCGAUGGACCCCGACUGAGCUCCGACAAGAAGCCAACAAGAUAGCCUCAAGAUCUCUGCAGACAUCUUCUGAAGCAUCCUCCUCCCACGAGAUCAGCUCUUAG